AAUGCAACUUCUUCCUCAGCCAAAAUAAUUGUAACUUCCAGAAAAUUCCUUAUCUAGUGGGGCUUCCAGAGAAGGAAGCCUUAUCUUCUUCACCUGUGCUCUAAAAUCCGUAAUAUUCCUACCAUUUGCAGAUUCACCCACUUUACAAACUCGCUCAGAUCUUUCGUGGAGCAUGGCUGCUACCUUUACUUCAGUGUGUUCGAUUGCUUCCACAAGCCAGGCAGUGGAUAAGAAAUUCAUACACUCUUCUGAAACUUUGUCUUCAUUCUCCGCGAUAUCUUCGACUUCAUUUGUGGGCAGGAGAAAGAAUACAGUUUUAAAGAAGAGAUAUGGUUCCAAGAUCCAAGCUAUGGCCAAGGAGUUACACUUCAAUCGGGAUGGCGAUGCCAUUAGGAAGCUGCAAGCAGGUGUUAACAAGCUUGCAGAUCUAGUAGGUGUUACUCUUGGUCCAAAAGGAAGAAAUGUAGUUCUUGAGAGCAAAUAUGGCUCUCCAAAAAUUGUAAAUGAUGGUGUUACUGUUGCCAGAGAGGUUGAACUAGAAGACCCCGUUGAGAAUAUUGGUGCAAGUUUGGUGAGACAAGCUGCUUCAAAGACAAAUGACUUGGCUGGGGAUGGAACAACUACAUCUGUUGUUUUGGCACAGGGGCUCAUAGCUGAGGGUGUUAAGGUUGUUGCAGCUGGUGCAAACCCUAUUCAGAUUGCCAGAGGCAUCGACAGGACCGCUAAAGCCCUGGUUUCUGAGCUAAAAAAAAUGUCAAAAGAGGUCGAGGACAGUGAACUUGCAGAUGUAGCUGCGGUUAGUGCAGGAAACAACUAUGAAAUAGGAAAUAUGAUAGCAGAAGCCAUGAGUAAAGUGGGUAGGAAAGGUGUAGUGACUCUUGAGGAAGGGCGGGGUUCUGAGAACAACCUAUAUGUUGUGGAAGGCAUGCAAUUUGACCGUGGCUAUAUCUCUCCGUACUUUGUGACAGGCAAUGAGAAGAUGGUAGCUGAAUAUGAAAAUUGCAAGCUGCUUCUGGUAGACAAGAAGAUAACAAAUGCAAGGGAUUUGGUUAAUGUUUUGGAAGAAGCAAUCAAGGGUGGAUACCCAAUAUUGGUAAUCGCAGAAGACAUAGAGCAAGAACCUCUAGCCACUCUGGUUGUCAACAAACUAAGAGGAGCAUUGAAAAUAGCUGCUCUCAAAGCUCCUGGUUUUGGAGACCGUAAAAGCCAAUAUCUUGACGACAUUGCUAUCCUUACUGGAGGUACUGUCAUCCGAGAGGAGGUUGGUUUAUACCUGGACAAGGCUGGAAGCGAGGUCUUAGGGCAUGCUGGGAAAGUGGUUUUGACAAAGGAUUCGACAACAAUAGUUGGUGAUGGUAGUACACAGGAUGCUGUAAGCAAAAGAAUUGGACAAAUUAAAAGACUUCUUGAGGCAGCUGAACAAGACUACGAGAAGGAAAAACUGAAUGAGAGAAUUGCAAAACUCUCUGGAGGUGUUGCCGUAAUUCAGGUUGGUGCGCAAACUGAAACAGAACUCAAAGAAAAGAAAUUGAGAGUAGAGGAUGCACUCAAUGCGACGAAGGCAGCUGUUGACGAAGGCAUUGUAGUUGGCGGUGGAUGCACCUUAUUGCGGCUUGCUGCCAAAGUUGAUGACAUCAAAGGAACUCUUGAUAACGAUGAACAAAAGAUUGGAGCUGAUAUUGUCAAGAGAGCUUUGCGCUACCCUAUGAAGCUAAUAGCCAAGAACGCUGGUGUCAACGGAAGUGUUGUGAUUGAGAAGGUGUUGUCCAAUGGCAAUCCAAACUAUGGUUAUAAUGCGGCCACCGGAAAGUAUGAAGAUUUAAUGGCUGCUGGUAUAAUUGAUCCUACAAAAGUGGUAAGAUGUUGCUUGGAGCAUGCAGCUUCAGUAGCAAGGACCUUUCUAGCAUCAGAUGCUGUGGUCACUGAGAUCAAGGUGCCUGAACCUGUAGUUGCUGGGAACCCAAUGGACAAUUCAGGAUAUGGACCCUAGACUGUUGAAGAAGGGAUUGAGGACAUGCUGAGAACUGGUACGCGGAAGUCCAGCAGUAUGCUGGUAAAUUACGAAUAAUAGGAAUUAAUUAGCAACAUAGAGGUAACUAGUUGAUGAGUUUAUACUUGCGAAUAGUCAGUGUUUUCUUCUUGUUCCAAGUGAAAUUGUAUGAGGAUAGGCUUUGGCAUGAGCGAGUCCAAAAGUUGUAGUUUGCAAUUUUUGCGGUGAUAGAAAUGGUAAAAUGCAAGUGAAGUUUUGUUUUUGAUGCUA
Molecule: messenger RNA, 2260 nt
Organism: Lycium barbarum (goji berry)
Lineage: Eukaryota; Viridiplantae; Streptophyta; Magnoliopsida; Solanales; Solanaceae
Product: ruBisCO large subunit-binding protein subunit beta, chloroplastic-like
Exons: 15
Coding region: 173-1990 (605 amino acids)
Biological process (GO): protein refolding
Molecular function (GO): ATP-dependent protein folding chaperone; ATP binding
Source: RefSeq, a predicted model, not a curated record